AUGGCUGGCAGUAUCAAGCAAGAGGAUGUUUGCUACGUGGUAGCAAAGUACGAUUACGAAGCGCAAGGUGCUCAAGAGCUUGAUUUAAGGAAAAACGAUCGUUAUCUGCUAUUGGACGAUAGUAAGCACUGGUGGAGGGUACAGAAUACACGCAAUCAGUCAGGUUACGUGCCGAGCAAUUACGUGAAAAAGGAGAAAAAAUCCGUCUCACUGUUCGAUAGCUUUAAGAAGAAGGUUAAAAAGGGUUCCGGCAGCAAAACACUUCCCAACUGUUCACCUUCCAGGCAGGUUGAUAGUCCCACAAUGAGCCGACGUUUACCGCCGGAUCCUUCGGAGGCUAUUGCUUCUACGCCGAUAGGAACUGCCAUAGUCAAAUAUAACUACCAAGCGCAGCAGCAAGACGAGCUGUCACUCACCAAGGGUACGCGAAUAUUGAUAUUGGAGAAAUCAAACGAUGGCUGGUGGCGUGGACAGAGUGGUUCUGCGACCGGAUGGUUUCCUAGCAACUAUACAACAGAAGAAAAUGAGGACGACACUUUGCACACUUACGCGAUGGCAGAGAACGUGUUGGACAUCGUGGUGGCUCUAUACUCAUUCAAUUCGAACAAUGAUACGGAGCUAUCAUUCGAAAAGGGUGACCGUUUGGAAAUUCUUGAUCGACCAGCAGCCGAUCCCGAAUGGUACAAAGCCCGAAACAAUAAUGGUCAGGUAGGGCUAGUACCGCGAAACUAUUUGCAAGAACUGUCGGAAUAUUUGGCUCAACCAUUCCGUAGCAACGGUAGUGGUCCGGAUUCUCUCGACCGACGACCUAAUGAUGCGCAAUCGAACAACAACAACUCCAACACGAACAACAGCAACAACAACAACUCCCAGCAGCCGGAAAGACCUCACCUGACCGGCAAAAGCUGGUACUACGGUGCUAUUACACGAAGUCAAUGUGAUACGGUUCUAAAUUCUCACGGACACGAUGGAGAUUAUUUGAUUCGUGAUAGCGAAACGAAUCUGGGUGACUAUUCUGUUUCGUUAAAGGCCCCCGGCCGCAACAAGCAUUUCCGUGUGCACGUGGAAGGUAAUAUGUACUGCAUCGGGCAACGCAAAUUCCACACACUGGAUCAACUAGUGGACCACUACCAAAGAGCUCCCAUCUACACAAACAAGCAGGGUGAAAAGCUGUAUCUGGUACGACCGUUACCGAAAGCAAACGGUACCUAAGCUCGAUAUUAAAUGCAAAAGUCACCGGAUAUUUUGCG
Anopheles maculipalpis is the source of this 1250-nucleotide messenger RNA. It is a transcript of the gene dock, whose product is annotated as cytoplasmic protein NCK1. The transcript is spliced from 5 exons. The coding region runs from base 1 to 1212 and encodes 403 amino acids. The record is from RefSeq and is a predicted model, not a curated record. Lineage: Eukaryota; Metazoa; Arthropoda; Insecta; Diptera; Culicidae. Gene Ontology annotation, molecular function: protein binding.